UGAGAGAUAACGUUUUUUUCAGAGGGAAAAUGGUAGAAAAGACAUUAAUUCAGAGAUAUGUCCAGAUAUUUAUUGUAGUUUCUGUUUAUUGGUUUGUGUCGAUAACCCUAGUUUUUGUAAAUAAAUCCCUGCUGAGCGGAGGAGAGAAAUUAGAUGCACCAUUAUUCGUUACCUGUUACCAGUGUAUUGUUACAGUUGCAGCAUGUUACGUUCUCAGAUUUCUUGCUCGCUUAAUACCAGAUAAAGUAGAAUUUCCAGACCUUUCACUAGAUAUCAAUAUAAUGAAGCAAGUUUUGCCACUCUCUAUUGUAUUUGUUGGUAUGAUUACUUUCAACAAUCUUUGUUUGAAGCAUGUUGGAAUAUCCUUCUAUUAUAUUGGCAGGAGUUUAACAACGGUAUUUAAUGUUCUCAUGACCUUCUUUAUCCUCGGACAGAAAACAUCGUUAGCAGCUAUUGCAUGCUGUGGAGUCAUUGUUGGUGGAUUCUACCUCGGAGUUGAUCAAGAGGAUGCUGCAGGAUCCUUCUCCCUCUCCGGAACUCUUUACGGAAUCCUCGCUUCACUUUUCGUUUCACUUUUCGCCAUCUACACAAAGAAAGUUCUUCCUGUCGUUGAUGGAAAUAUUUGGUCUCUAACCUUUUACAACAAUGUGAAUGCCUGUAUCCUUUUCCUGCCUCUCAUGCUUAUCUUUGAUGAAUUUUCAGUUCUCGUUCAAUUUGAGCACAAAACCAGUCUCCAGUUCUGGAUAAUGAUGACAAUCGGAGGAGUUUUUGGCUUUGCUAUAGGAUACGUCACUGGUUUACAGAUUAAGGUUACCUCUCCUCUCACCCAUAAUAUCUCGGGAACUGCUAAGGCUGCAGCACAAACUGUUCUUGCAACAUACUGGUUCUCCGAGAUUAAAUCCGCCUGGUGGUGGUUCAGCAACGCAGUGGUGCUCUUGGGUAGUGCUGCCUUUGCGCUUGUUCGACAAAAGGAGAUGGCUAUAGCGCAGGCACUCAAAACCAACUCUUCUAAGGUGGAUUCCGAAAUCCAGAAUAAGGUGUGAUCUGUUGAGAACAAUCUACCAAAUCUUCACUGUGAUACUUGUACAUACAUAUUUGACGUUUGUGAUUUUCACGAUGAGUUGUUGAAUAAAAUGUUUUUAAAUUUU
This is a messenger RNA of Eurytemora carolleeae, 1148 nucleotides long. It is a transcript of the gene nac, whose product is annotated as GDP-fucose transporter 1. Gene Ontology annotation, biological process: protein O-linked glycosylation via fucose; GDP-fucose import into Golgi lumen. NCBI's taxonomy places the organism in Eukaryota, Metazoa, Arthropoda, Copepoda, Calanoida, Temoridae. The record is from RefSeq and is a predicted model, not a curated record. Gene Ontology annotation, molecular function: antiporter activity. Bases 30 to 1043 code for a protein of 337 amino acids. The transcript has 11 exons. Gene Ontology annotation, cellular component: Golgi apparatus.